GUGCGCUCGCGAGGGAGAACCGCCUUCUUCCGGAACCUUCUAAAUGACGCUGGAGAUGGAAGAGGGGGGAGACGGGAGAGGUCUGGUUGGCCGUCUUCUUCUGGAACCUUCUACAUAUAUCCGGAAGUGGAAUCUGCACAUUACCUUCUCUAUAAUAAAGCCCCAUUAGCUAUCAGGUGCGGUACGACCGUAAGCCCAAGACCUGUGUAGCGCUUCUUUCUUCUUCGCCGUUCCAGGUUCCUUUGCGAAACCUUCUUCCACCAAGAAUGGCCGGAAUGCUAGCACUCAAGAGGGGUGCCUCUCGUUUGAGCCUUCCUUCCAUGACGAGGGUCCUCUCGGCCUCCACUUGUCGUGCUUUCAACACCUCUGCUCAGGUGCGUGAGCGUGAGUAUGCGGAGGACGACCGCAACCUUGACUUUGAUCGCAGGGAGAGGGCGGUCGACCAGCGUCGCGGUGAUGGCCCUAGCCUCUUUACCGACGUGUUCGAUCCCCUCUUUCCACAGAGGAGCCUGAGCCAGGUUCUCAACCUCAUGGACCAAUUCAUAGACAACCCACUGCUCGCUGCCACGCGAGGAGCGACCGGCGGCGCGAGGCGAGGUUGGGACGUAAGGGAGGAUGACGAUGCCCUUCAUCUGAGGAUGGACAUGCCGGGUCUUGGGAAGGAGCAUGUGAAGGUGUACACGGAACAAAACACCCUCGUCAUUCGUGGCGAAGCCGAGCCGGAGUCGGAGGGAGAACCGGGGAGGAAGUACAGCAGCCGGAUCGACAUCCCGGCGAAUCUGUACAAACUUGAUGGGAUCAAGGCGGAGAUGAAGAAUGGGGUGCUGAAAGUUAAGGUGCCCAGGGUAAAGGAAGAGGAGAGGCAUGAUGUCGUCCAAGUACAGAUCGAUUAAAGAGCUUGAGUGAGAGCAGGUCUCUGCUUCUUGUCAUCAGGAAACGCCUUUGUUUUUCUUUCCUUGGUAGUUUUAGAUGGUAGCUACGAAUCCCGGGAGACAUGUUUUGGGUUUUAAGAGGAAGAUUUAGGAGACGCUUUUGAAGAUGUAAAUAAAAAUGGAGGUGUGGUCUGGUCUUUGUAGUGUUGCUUUGUUUUGUUGAAUCAUGAACGGAAAAGCAGCAGCAUCCUCUUUCGCA
Messenger RNA from Nymphaea colorata (pocket water lily), 1131 nucleotides. Its product is annotated as small heat shock protein, chloroplastic. The record is from RefSeq and is a predicted model, not a curated record. Lineage: Eukaryota; Viridiplantae; Streptophyta; Magnoliopsida; Nymphaeales; Nymphaeaceae. The transcript has 2 exons. Bases 267 to 893 code for a protein of 208 amino acids.